Molecule: messenger RNA, 308 nt
Organism: Staurois parvus
Lineage: Eukaryota; Metazoa; Chordata; Amphibia; Anura; Ranidae
Source: the annotation of a GenBank genome assembly
CCCGGAUAAAAACCGAAUUGCUUCGCAUGCAGAUCGUAAAACUGACCCAAUCGCCAGGGUCCAUGACUGACCUCAGUGACUCAACAGAGACCCUUUCACCACUGGAGCUGCGUGUGGAAGAGCUGAGACGCCGCUUGCGAGUGGAAGCAGCUGUGGCCGAAGGCGCUAAGAAUGUGGUCAAGUUGCUAGGUGGCCGCAAAUUGCAGGACCGCAAGGCUCUAGCUGAGGCUCAGUCCAGGUUACAUGAAUCUUGCCAGAAGAUUGACCUUCUACGGUUAUCAAUGGAGUGUUGCCUUUCUGAGCUGCCC